AUGACUUGCGGCGGUGAUGGUGACAGGCGACGAUCGUUGGACCUCCACUUCCUUUCCGCAGCGUCCAUCGACCUCCUUUCACCUCCACAUGACACCAUCGACUUCUGCUGCAUUGAUCUACCUCCACAAUAUCCCGCCCGGCCUGCUCACGAUACGACUCGAUCUUACUCGAUCUCCACAUCACCUCGCGAUCUCCCCAACUUUUGGGACUCCAUGAAUCAGAACAAGCAUGGCAAGGCGCCAUACAAGAGCCAGAAAAUCCUAUCGCUAUGGCACUACCUGCACACCACGAAUCGACCUCUGCAACACGGAAAAAGUCUGCUCUUCCUACCCUCGACUUCGGUUCCGCCAGGAUUGCAUAUAUGGCGACGACGAGACACCUCCGCGGCUUCUUUGGCUUAUGGAUACUUUCCCGGAGGGUGUCGUAUGGUGAAGUCCGGCCAGCUUCUACAUGCACCAUACCAAAUCACAUCGAAGCAGCGACGCGUUCUUGACAGCGCAGCGGAUCCAGCACUAACACGACGGAACGGGCAGCUGGGUUGCAUUCUGACAGAAUCAUGCUUGUCACAAUCUUCUCCCUGCCAUUCCACGCCGUAUGCAGCAUCGCACGGCACAAUAGCAGCCUUCUGCUCCAAGAACACACCAAGACAGCAGGUCGCCUACUGCUAUCGCCUUCCUUACAAUCUGGCUCGCCAGCCUUCGCAAGACUGUCUUCAGGCUGGACGCUCGCUGCCUGCAGCAGCAGCGACUGCAUUUGGAGACGCCCUGGCCCUUGGCCUUUUGUUGUCCCACCGCCGCAAUGACCUCCUCCUUGCCGUUCACCAACGCGAAGUCACGACUUUGAACUACCGCCAGGAUGGUCUACCAAUUUGCUGA
Molecule: messenger RNA, 876 nt
Organism: Zymoseptoria tritici IPO323
Lineage: Eukaryota; Fungi; Ascomycota; Dothideomycetes; Mycosphaerellales; Mycosphaerellaceae
Exons: 4
Coding region: 1-876 (291 amino acids)
Source: RefSeq, a predicted model, not a curated record